AUGCUUAGAGGAAAGGUUUCAGCUUCCACCAAAGCUGCUCUAUGCAGCAAAUCUGGCUCAAUAUUGGGUUCAACUAAGAUUCAGACCCCAAAACUGCUCAAAUCGCCAGUUAGGCAACAAACAAUGGCAUAUGCAACCAAAAAAAGUUUUUCUCAAAAGUCCGGCGGAUCCGAUGAAAAACGCAGAACAACCCCAGCAAAGAAUAGAGACGGUUUUAUUUACUCUUUUGCUCAUACUGCUCCUUAUUCCAAUUUCCAUCUCAAAGCUCCAAAGAUUACCAACGAGGUUUUUGAUUUGGCCACUGUUUUUCCUGAAGACGUCAGCAAGAGGCUUCCUAAAUCUAAGGUUUAUGAAUACUCACAGAAGUCGAUCCCUUCGCUUAUUCAUCUUGGUAGCUUUAAUCCAGAUCAAAAAAAUGAACUCUUCAAUAAACAUAUCUCUCUUUUCCGCACUUCUUCUUCAGCUCAAAUUUUUGAUAUCCUUAAAGCUGGUAUCAGCUCUCCUUCAAGCGGGAAUAGAUUUUGCAUUACAGGUGCAAAGGGUUCUGGAAAGACCACUGCAAUCACACAUGCCCAAUCCUUUGCUGUUGAACAGGGAUAUGUUGUGAUUCAUAUUUCAAGAGCUCUUGAUCUUGUUUCCGGUCGUUAUGAUGCUUCGUUAGUGAAGAAUUCACGUCUUCAAUCAUCUGAUUCUACCGGCAGAGUUUUCAAUCAGCCAAUGUAUGUUAACAAUUUAAUGAGAAAAAUUGCCAAGGCCAACAAAGAUGUUCUUGGAUCGAUCAAUUUGUCGAAGGAAUACGAGUUUCCUGCUUCUAGAUCCUUUAAAGCUCUUAAAUUUACUCCGACUGACUCUCUUUACACAAUGCUCAUGAAUGGCCGCACACAUAUUGAAAAAUGCGAAGUAUUUAACGCUUUUUUGGAGGAGCUUUCUUUACAGAAGCAAGCACCUGUUUUAUUCACCAUGGACGACUUUAAUGCUCUUUCUCACCAUUCUUAUGCCGUCAAUAGAGAUGUUGAUAAUAAUCCCAUAUAUCAUGGCGAGCUCCAGCUUCCCAAAAUCUUUCUUGAUUUCUUUUCUGGUGAACGUACUUUCCAGAACGGUGUGAUCAUGACUGGUUUAUCAUCAUACAAAAAUGGAUAUACUAUCCCUCAUGGUCUUGGUCAAGGCAAGCCCUACGCCUAUGCUAAGUCAUCUGACUAUGAUCCCACUCUUGCUGGCAAGAUGCGUGCUAACGGUGGUGUCAAAGCAAUUAAUAUUGAACCUUUAACGCUGGAAGAGACUGAGGCUCUUCUCAAAUAUUACUCUUCUGGUAAAGUUAUACACCAACCUGUUGAUGAGUCGUUUGUUCAGCAAAAAUAUUUUCUGAGUGGUAAUGGCAAUCCAUUAGCUCUUUUGAAAAGUUGCAUUGAAGUUUACUAA
Magnusiomyces paraingens is the source of this 1419-nucleotide messenger RNA. RefSeq names its product mitochondrial 37S ribosomal protein mS29. Bases 1 to 1419 code for a protein of 472 amino acids. Gene Ontology annotation, molecular function: structural constituent of ribosome. The record is from RefSeq and is a predicted model, not a curated record. Gene Ontology annotation, cellular component: mitochondrial small ribosomal subunit. Lineage: Eukaryota; Fungi; Ascomycota; Dipodascomycetes; Dipodascales; Dipodascaceae. The transcript has a single exon.